AUGGCACACCCGAUGGGGCCAGUGGCCACACCCAGCAAACCCGGGGCCAAGGGGUCACCCAGCACUGCUGGGGCCAAUGACCGGGGCCAAUGGCUCACCCAGCAAAGCUGGGGCCAAUGGCUGACAGCACGGGGCCAAGGGCUCACCCAGCAAAGCUGGGGCCAGUGGCACACCCGAGCACUGGUUGGGGCCACCCAGCAAAGCUGGGGCCGAUGGCACGCCCAACAGCGGGGCCAAUGGCUCACCCAGCAAAGCUGGGGCCAGUGGCACACCCGAGCACUUGUUGGGGCCAUCGGCUCACCCAGCAAAGCUGGGGCCGAUGGCACACCCAACAGCGGGGCCAAUGGCUUACCCAGCAAAGCUGGGGCCAAAAGGCACACCCGCAGCAUGGGGGACAAUGGCUCACCCAGCACAGCUGGGGCCAAUGGCACACCCGACCAGCGCCAAUGGCUCGCCCAGCAAAGCUGGGGCCAACGGCACGGCAGCACGGGGCCAUUGGCUCACCCAGCAGAACUGGGGCCAAUGGCGCACCCUGCGGACCGGGGCAAUGGCUCACCCAGCACUGCUGGGGCCAAUGGCUCACCCGGCGGAACCGAGGCCAAUGGCACGCCCAGCAAAGCUGGGGCCAAUGGCUCACUCGGCAGGUUCCAACCGGGAAGCCGGAACCUCGCCACCCUGAACACUAAGAAGGCCGGUGACGUCUCCAGCAAUCUGCACUUGCCUGCAGGCAUCUUCACACCAAUGACUCUUCCGCUUCAGGAGAUGGGUCCUUCGGAUAACCCCUCCAUCCAUGUGUUCGAUGUGAUCCCUAGCCACGCAGAAACCAUCGACUUCCGUGACCUGGAAGCGAAGUACAAGUUAGCCGUACUCAACCUCGACCUGAGUCUUCUUCCCGCACCGUUUUGUCCACGACAGUCUGUCCCAAAGGAUACCAAAUUGCAGAUCUUCAUCGUUCCCACUUCGGAUGAGAAACACUACAUCAUCAAGCAUUUCGUCUUCGCCAGCAAGUGCAAAGCCUGCUUCUUCUUGGCCUCCGUAUACGGCAAGGCUCACAUCUACAGAUGGCGGGCGGCAAAUCCCAAGGUAGGCAAAAAGAUCCUCCAAUACACCCUUGAGAACUUGGGGUGCUAUCAAUUCAAAGUCUUUGACCUCCAAACCUUCUCUGCCGCGAAGAAUACCAAUACCCGCUUUGAGGACAAGACGGACGAGGAGGUGGAUGCGGGGUUUGACUACAUUGCCACGGAAGGCCCUCGUUCCUCUAGCGAAAUGCAACAGUUGAGGUGGAUGACGAAAGCAAUCAAGAAUACAAGCUCUCCAAUCUUCAACUGGCCGAACAGUCUCGUUGAGAAAGCCCUUCGCAAUCUCGCUACUGACGGAGCCUUGGCUAAAAAGAUUGAGGAGUGGCCUAUUCCAUUCACGAGCACCUUCUACCAUACUUGGGUUCUGGACAUCUUCGAAAAGGUGUGGGAUUUCGAUACCUCUGCCCUGGUACUUCUCGGUGAAGCUGGAGCUGGGAAGUCGCCUUUGGGGCGCAGUGUCUUGAUGGCUCAGGUGCGACACAAUCAGAUCCGCUUCAGCAGUCGCCAAAAACCUUGCAUCAGAUGUACCCCUGAAAUCGAUUUCCUUCGUGGUGAGCAGGGACAUGUCGCCAUGGGGGAUUUCUUGGACGACACGACCAUCAAGUGGCUCUCAAACAAGAUGUUGAAGUCCUUGCUGGACGUGGGUCUAUAUGAGGCCAUGUCAUGGGCACGCUGGGGUGCUGUGAAAUGGGUACAGAAUCAGCCUCGAGCCGUCGCUGACAAUACUUUCGAUGAGGACUACAAGGUCAAAACAGAGAGCUUCUUGCCCAGUGUCCCCCACGAGGAGUUCUCCAAUAUCAUCAAGCCUGCAUUCGGUCCUGACAUCACCAAAGCCCACAUGAAUGCAAUCUUCAAGCGAAGCGUCUUCGUGGUAAACACAGACACGCACAUCUACUACAGAAAGGCUGGCAUCAAUCAAGAUCGCAUUCCUCGUAUCGAAAUUCCAAAUGCGGAGUAUAUGACGGAUGCGGGCAAAGCCUUGUACGGUGUCUUCAAGGAUGGUGGUCGUCUUCUACCUCCCGACUUCAACGCCCAGGUGCGUCGGGAGCAGGAAUGGGUGUCGAAACUUGUUGAGAAACGCCAACAGGAGCGCCGUCCAGACCAUCAGAAACGCUUGCAAGUUCGUGAGGCUCUGUUCGGCCGCGAACCUACCUCAUCGGAGCCUCUCCACCGGCGCAUCAAGAGGGAACAAGCGGGGGCUCACGCAGAAGCGGUGAGCAAGAAGGCUAGGACAUGGGCCACGGAGCUGAAAGCUUCCAAGUCCGUCAUCGACCUGGACACGCCGCCACGCCGUUCUUCUGAGCCGGCAAGGCUUGUGCAUGUUCCCAACCCAGAUUUCGCAAACGACUCCGAGGAGAUGGACGUGGUGUCGGAGGAAGAGAAUGAUCCGCUGGGUUUGGGCAUGCACAUGGACUGA
Molecule: messenger RNA, 2496 nt
Organism: Symbiodinium sp. CCMP2592
Lineage: Eukaryota; Dinophyceae; Suessiales; Symbiodiniaceae
Source: the annotation of a GenBank genome assembly